This is a messenger RNA of Ceratina calcarata, 6730 nucleotides long. RefSeq names its product transcriptional repressor p66-beta simjang (gene simj). The coding region runs from base 1506 to 3416 and encodes 636 amino acids. Gene Ontology annotation, biological process: negative regulation of transcription by RNA polymerase II. NCBI's taxonomy places the organism in Eukaryota, Metazoa, Arthropoda, Insecta, Hymenoptera, Apidae. The transcript has 9 exons. Gene Ontology annotation, cellular component: NuRD complex. The record is from RefSeq and is a predicted model, not a curated record.
GGGGGUCAAAACACUCGGUGCAUCGUUCCAGGGAAGGUGCGAUUAUCAAUGUAGUAGCAAAUAUGUUGGGCACGCGGAAACAUAAAGAGAGUCGCGUGUCGCCCGUUUGUGUCGCGCGAGGCUGGCGUCACACGUCGCCAAACGAGCGUUCGUGUGCGGCUCCCGUUCGACACCGAUAUUUUCAAUUGCAUGCCUAAUUAAUCGCCAGCGAAUGAUUUCCGAUCUUCCGUCUUUUUUCUCGCUUGAUCUACGACUCCCAGUAUUUUCGUUGAUGAUUCAGCAUGAUGUCAGAUGCGUACUUUGUAAUUUAUUAACAUUCCACGAGUGAUAAAACACGGGACGUCGGAUUGAUAUCUUCGAUUACGCUUGUUAGUUCGUACUAUUUUUUUCUACGGACGACUACGAACUGUCUUGGUCCCAUUUCGAACACAGCCAAGAAUGGUAAAAAUAUUACAUAUUUCUGUAUUAAAUCUCCAGGAUUUUUACUUACUUUUUGCUCGAGUAAUUUACUUGAUGAUGAGAUUAGGGCUUACCGAUUCAUUAUAACGGUGUUACGUACGUUUAUUAGGUUAGGAAGAAAUGGGGAAGAUUGCCGUAGGUCGCUUUAGGAUUCGCGCUUUCCUCCAAGAAUUCCAGAGUAUUUACUUUACGUUCAAUUCGCUUGACAUAUGUAACAAAAUAUACUUGAAGAACAACUGAAGAUGCUCGUUUAAUAAAUAAUCCGGUAUUUUUACAAAAAAUCUGAUUGUUCAUACGUUAAACAUAAUCGCUAUCUGUCACGUGACAAAAAGAGAGAUACCGGUAUUAUUAUAUGCUACUUGCAAGCAUUUGUUGUUCUUCUGUCGGUAGUAUAUACAGUACAGAAAACGAAACGCGAAUGAAAAAUGCUGUGACAUCAAUUCGUGAGUUUAGAGAUCCUACUCUGUCACGUGAUCUGGAAAGUGUGUAAGGCGGGAGAUCCGAGAGAAACUCCCGUGAACUAGUUAAAUUCUUUCGCAUUAGGAUGCUCUUGAAAGCGUGUUCGCGGCGAGACAGAUAGCGGUAAUUUGAAAGCAAGAAAAUUGUGUCGAUUACGGAAACGAGCCGACGGCGAUGCGUUUCCUUAGGUGUUAACGAAAUACGAGAAAAAGUGUAUGCGUAAAUAGAGUCAUAUUACCUAGAGGUCGCGGUCGGUUUCUUGAUACAAUAGCAAUUACGAGAUGCGUGGACGAUAUCAAAUAUACGUUGCAAAAACAUUGCAACUCCUUGGUCCCUGUGGCCGGGAAGGCCAGCAGUGGGGACUCCGUCGAAAAAUCGAUUUCCCGUAGGGCAUAAGGGUGCGGGAGGGGUUGAGAGCAAGGGAGAAGUGUACGGAGACGAAAUUCGGGAAAAUCCGCAGAGAGAGAAAGAUAGAGAAGGACAGAGAUACAAAGGUGGGAAGGGAUGGAGACAGAGGGAAAGAGAAAGAGAGAUCGGUUUCUAGCCCGUUCCGAUGCCGCUCGUGUGGAGUCGCCGUAUUCGAGAGAAUGGAAGCCAUGGAUUUGGACGGGGAUGCGGUCGUGGACUUGAGUGUUAGCAGCAGUGGUAGGAGAAAUUCUCCAUCGAUCACUGUUAACUCUGCUGAUGCAGGAGUUCCAUUAGAUUUAGGUGUUCACUUUUCUUCGAGUCCUAAUGCGGACAGCAACAUGCCAGAAGCACGUAAUAUUCAAAAUGCAGCAAGAGGCAUCCUGGCCCCUAAGUCUGGGGAUGAUAGGAAAACGCGCCGUAAUCUUAGACCUAGGAUUGAAAUAAGUUACGCCGAGACUCCCGAUGAACGUAGAAUAAAUGGUUAUGUGAAUGGGAAUGCUGAUAGUGAUGAAGGUGAUAUGCCUCCUUUGCCUCCAAUAAAGGAGUUAUCAUCGGAUGAAUUGGCUGAACGUGAAAGGACACUUAGAAAAUUAAGGGAGGAACUUAGAUCUGAGGAGAUGAAACUGGUAUUAUUGAAGAAACUGAGACAGUCCCAACAGUUGAAGGAGAACAUUGCUGCUGUGCCCAAAGUACCCAGUAAAUUACCCCCGCCGGUUACAAUACAACAAGCUCCUCAUAGUCAUAGACUGGGAAAGGCACCGCCACCUUUACUUAGAGGACAACCUCCACCGAGCAGGAGCAGUAGUCUACACGCACCACCACCUGGAAUGUUACUACCACCCACCGUUGGUCGAAGUUCCACUUCCAGUACCGGGAUGCCACCUAAUAUGGUCAUACCGCAACCACCUCACCCUAGAGGCAGGCCACCUAGUGCAACGCCGAACGUACCGAAUUAUCACGCGCCAGCAGACAGAACUGAAAGGUCCACGAAAGAUCCGACACCGACACCUGCGCAUCAAGUAAGUAAGCUGCUUGGAUCUCAAGAAAAUAAAACCACCGCAUCCUUAAGCACACCUGUGAUUUCAGAGCAGGAAAGACCAAGAGAUGAUAAUCAGACACCUGCGCAACGUCAGGCGGCUGCUAAAUUGGCUUUGAGAAAACAACUAGAGAAGACUUUGUUACAAAUACCACCGCCGAAACCUCCGCCACCGGAAAUGCACUUCGUACCGAAUCCAUCUAACACUGAGUUCAUAUAUUUGGUGGGUCUUGAGCACGUGGUUGAUUUCAUCACGAAGGAACCUGCUAUUCCACCGCCUCCGGAACCGUUCGAGUGCACCCAAUGCAAAACGGAUUUCACACCUGUAUGGAAAUGGGAGAAGCCUGUUACCGGUGGGAAAAAAGAGAGUCCACGAGGGCAGCACGCUACUUUCCAAAGACCUCCGGCAGGUCGCGAUCCUAGGGUCAUAUGUGAACAUUGUGUGACGACCAAUGUUAAGAAGGCUCUCAAAGCGGAGCAUACUAAUCGGUUAAAAACAGCGUUCGUGAAAGCACUGCAACAGGAACAGGAAAUAGAACAGAGGUUGGCGCAAGCAGCGAGUCCAGAUCCCCCAGCUCCAAAACCAGUUCCUAAGGCAGCUACUCCUACGAGGAGAGUGGCAACGCCACCGGCUCCUCCACCUCAAGUUCCACCGGCACCGACGCUAGCUCCAACUCCACCGCAGGUUCCACCAGCGCCGAAACUGCAGGAUCAUCCAUUAGUCAAAUUGGCGGAGAGCGGGAAGUUCAGCCCCCAUCACGCUGCUGCUGCUGCUUUGCAGCAGCAAUUACUCAGAGAACUGGCGAAAAAUCCUGUGCCGGGACUGCCUCCACAUCAACCUCUUCCAGCUCAUAUGAUGCCACCAUUUACCUCGAUAUUAUACCCGUACCAGCUUGCAAUGGCGCAGGCCGGCGGCAAGGGUCUCGCAGAAUUGCAGCGGCAAGCAGCGGAUCUCCAACGUCAAUACUUGUUGGACAUGAUCCCGCCGCAGGCGUCGCAGGCGCAAGGCAACCAGGCCCCACCUCGGGCCCAUCCACACAAUUGGAAGACGUAACCGGACGCAUUUAGAGAAUGACCAUUGAACGCGAACAAGUGAAACCGCAGAGCUGUGUUAGAGAAUAUUGAGGAGCGAAGAUACUCGUAUUCUUGUUUUCCACGACAUCAUUUUAAUGGAAGGAAAGAGUAACACGUAAAUAAAAACAACAACGGGGAUCUUUUGAUAAAGUGUGACAACCACAUCUUCAUGAUCCUUUUAGGAUGAUAUAUAAAUACAUAUAUAUAUUAUGUGUAUACCAGUCGUUAAGCGCCUGGUAUUUUUUAUUUACAAAGUGAAGCUCAAACUCGAAACAAUGGGACAUGGCCGUACUUCCUUAUAUCAAUUGUGAACAUGGGGAAGAGUUUAAUCAUCGGUUUUGUGAAUACGCAUCGAUUCGUGUGAGUGUGAAUUAUGAUUGUUAUCCGGAAGGUUCUCAUCUCGUCUCGGAGAACCGACGAUUUCAGUUAUAAUACACGAAUGAUAAUUAUCGUAAAAAAAAUUAUUUUGUCUGGUGAUUUCGGAGGAAAUAAAAGUAACCGAAACGAUCAGCAAAAAAGAUUUUUCCUUCUACGAUCAAUAUCGGCUUACUCUUCGAUUAUCAUCUGUUAAUUACUUUUUAAACAGUACUAUAUAAGAAUAAUAGGUGACUGUCAAUCAAUUGGAGUAUAUAGUGCAUAAUAACUUGGACGCACAUGAAUGAAUAUGAAUUGCUUCAAUUAUUACAUUAUAUAUAUUAUAUAUAUAUAAAGAACCAAGUGGACAUUUAUAAGGCACUAAGGACAGUAAUAAGUGUUACGUGGUUAUAAACAAAUGAUUGGUUAAUUAGUAAUAGCAGUGAUGAGAGAGAUCAGAAAAUGCGUACGCGCAAAAUCACGCGACGUAAAAAACAACAAAGAUGAAGAGAAGGUGGAAUCUUUUUAGGCCCUUGAUAAUAGUAUAGUUAAGACGACCUUUGUCGCUGGUUUGAAUCAUUUUUGCAACCAUCGGCGGUACCUGUACUCUGUGUAUAUCUCUUUAUUUUCUUUAAACUGUGAGUAUUUUUAAGGUGUACGUGUGAGAGAAAAAGAAAGAGUCCAGAAAGAGAAAGAAUGAAUGGACGAGAGACAGAGAAAGUCGUGGAAUAUUGUAUGAAAGGAAAACCGGAAAAAAAUGAGGAAUCUUUGUAAGAAAGUGCGUAUCAGGGAUUCAGUCAGUGGAAGAAUGUGGGAGUGACAGUAAUAUUUUCUUUUUUUUUCUUAUCGAUGCAAGGGGGCGAAGGAUGAGUAUGUUUUUAGACAAAAAACUAGGGUGACACGAGUGUCAUUCGCGCACAAAACUCGUGAGCAUUUCGUGAUAAAUAAUACUUCAGGCCCAUUUCGAUGCAGGAUGUAUUUAAGGAAAAAUAAGGAAAAAGGUGUGAAACAAAAGAGUAUAUAUUUAAAAUGGACAAAAAAGUAAGAAAGAAAAUUUGUCGACUGUUACGAUGUAAAUUAUGAUGAUAGGCGCGAUUGAUUUCAUGUGUCAUCGUUGAUGUAAAAGUAUUUAAAGAAUUUUAAAAACAGGUCGUAUGUAUCCGAAGUUUUUCCGAGAGAAAAAAAUGAAAAAGAAGAAAAAAAACGAUUGAGUGGCGGAUUGCCGAGUUUUUACGAAAUCCUUUCUUCAGAUAAAAGUGAACGAAAAUGACAAAAACACGUAUUUGCACCUUUUGGAGAAAAAAAAAACUAAGAAAGAAAAGGAUCGAAGCUAAUUCUCUCCGGCACACACAUCCCAAGCAAUUUCUAUUACCACUCCUCCCCACUCUGAAUAAUCUGAUUUUUCAUUGAUUACCCGGCUAACCAACCGAUCUUGGUCACAAUUUUCCGAAUCACUAAAUAUAUAGUUAACUGUAGUCUUGAUAUUUCUCGGUAUAUGAUACAAGUUAAUAAACUAAAAAUAGCAUAAUCAAUCUCUCUUUGUACUACGUGAUAGAUUUUUGAACUCAUACUUGAUAUACAUGUACACCGUAAUAAGUCUAUCGAUCGCAUAAUAGAUCAAGAUCUGUGUUCUUUGUGUAAGAGAAAACGAAGUUUAAAUGUCAUCAAAUUGUCAACUGUAACAUUAUUGCCAGGGCGCUACCGCUGUCAUCCUCCUAAUCGUAAAAGAAACGAAGCAAGAAAUGCAACAGAACGACAACAUCAAAACUAAUAGUAAUGAAAACGAAAGAAGGCGGGAUUUAUUCGUAAUUUAUAAUCACGCGAAGGGAGGGAGCCGCGUGGUGCUUUUAACGCACACGAAUUAUGUACAAUUUAGAAUGCAUAUUAAUUUAAUUAUUUUAUGUUAUGAAUCAGUUGUUGAACGUGCGCACUUUUUUUUAUUGUAUGUACCUUGUCUUUUAAGAUUGAACAAAAUUAAGAUGAAUUAAAAACAAUACGUUUAUUUUAUUUCAUCAUAUGAAAGAGUCGCGUUUCUCGCCAGCCUCCCUUUCUUCGUGGCAAAGCUGUACGUUGUUUAAUUUAAGAAAAGAAUAAAGCGAAUAUGUGCGCGGUGCAUCACUCUUAUGACUGCCGAAUUCGCGUGAGAAUGAUCUUGAGAGUCUUGCGCGAAAAAAGGGAAACCGUUAGGAAAUCAUAAUGCAUUUUUUUCACGUGAUAACGCGAAACAAGGGUUACGAGAAAGAAAAUCAUGUAAGAAUGAAUAACGCGAAAAAAAGAUGAGCAACUACGUUUCUUCCUAUCUUCCUUUCUAGUCUUGUCUUUCACCUCUGCGUGGUGCUGAUUUAAGAACUGAAAGCACUCCUCAAGGGAGAAGUGCGAAAAUAUAAUUUUAUACUCUGAAAACGAGAAAACAAAAGAGGAAAACAUAAUUUUCUUUUUGCUACAAGGAGAAUAAACUCAAAAAAAGAAGGAAAAUAAGCUCGCUGCAGAAACUUGACGCUGGGCGGUAGUGUGAAUGAAACAAACGAAAAAUGAGGGGAAAGAGUAAAACAAGUCGAAGUUUCAGUUCGAUGUAGCUAAAGCAAUACAGAACUUCGAACGUCGCGGAAUAGUAUUCUAUGUAAGGUAUUUCGGAGAAAAAGGAAAUGAGACGCUUGUGUAACGAAAACGAGGUCCGAUAUUUCGUGGGGACGCAGAAUGAACAAAAGACAAAAAAAAAUAAAAAGAAAGCUUGUAUUUAGGCGCAUCGCGGAAAUUUUACGUCCAAAGAGAGAAAAACGAAAAAGAGAGAAGAAAUUAAAUUCGUAUUACCGUAAUCUUUAAGUCUGGCUACCUGACGCGAAUCUCUGCCCCCACAAUUUAUAGGAUUAGUAGUUUUAAAAAGUACAGGUUUAACGAAUACUCUGGAGACUACACGAAUAAAGCUUAUCAAUGAUUGUA